GGGACUGCAGCUCGUCUCCGCUCUCCGCUCUCCCGGCUCACUUUGCGCUUUUCUUUACACACACACACACACAUACACACACACACACACGCGCGCGCGUGGGAUCGGGUGCCGGCGUUUUUUCUUUCUUUCUUUCCUUUCUUUCUAAAUUCCAAUUAAUUAAUUAACUCCUCCGUUAAUUAAUUGAUUCUCCGUAAUCUCGCAACAGGCGGAACAUGCCGUCCCGCGUCGUCCCGCGUCUCCUCCGCGGAUCUCGCCGCGGUCUCCGCGUCAACCUCGUUCUCGGCUCCGCGAACCCCCCGGUCGCCCCACGCCUGCGAAUGCGAUGGUCGGCUUGACGAUCGCGGACGAUCAACAGCCCCUGGGUCCGUGCGAGACACCCGGAAUGGCGCUCUGAGUUCCUCCAGGACAUCUCGAGGAUUUCAUAUAUUUAUUUAUAUACAUAUAUGACACUUAUGUUGCUUAUUUUUAUUCGCUCUGAAUGAGAUGCAGGAUAAAAAACCGGCGCUUCCUUAAAAUCUUUUUUAAUUUUUUAUUAUUAUCAUAAUCUAUAAAAGCGGUGAAAGUGUGUGAGUGUGUUUUGGUUUUUUUUUUCCGCCUCUCCGCGACGGGACAGUUCUGAGCUCUCAAAGUUGUGUGAUGGUUUGGGCUGCGACGCGACGGCGGCUUGUGACGGCGGACGGAGUGCGGAGAGUGCGGGGGGAAGCCGCGGCUCCGAGGCGGGGUUAAAGUUCUCCACGGAGCGCCGGGAGGAUCGCGCCUAGGAACAGUCGGAAAUGUGAAAGCAAGCAAGAAGCAGCCUUUCCCCCUUUCUCUCUCUCUCUCUCUCUCUCUCUCUCUCUCUCUCUCUCUCUCUUUUCUGUCUCUUCUUUUUUUUCUUUUCACACACACACAAACACACACACACAGCCGGACGCUGCGAUCCCAAGUAAACGGACACACACACACACACACACACACAUAUCAACACGUACAUACAUAAACACGCCGAUUCGUUACAGUUAUCCAAACACACACACACACACACACACGCACACACACACACACACGCUUCACCAAUUCGAGCACCAGAUAUGUAUUCUCCGCUAUGCCUAACACAGGAUGAAUUCCAUCCUUUCAUCGAAGCACUGCUGCCCCACGUGCGUGCGUUCGCCUACACUUGGUUUAACCUGCAGGCCCGCAAGCGAAAGUACUUCAAGAAGCACGAGAAGCGCAUGUCCAAGGAAGAGGAGCGCGCCGUGAAGGACGAGCUGCUGAGCGAGAAGCCCGAGGUCAAGCAAAAGUGGGCGUCGCGGCUGCUGGCCAAACUGCGCAAGGACAUCCGGCCAGAGUUCCGCGAGGAUUUCGUGCUCACCGUGACGGGGAAGAAGCCUCCGUGCUGCGUGCUCUCCAACCCUGACCAAAAAGGCAAGAUGAGAAGGAUCGACUGCCUGCGCCAGGCGGACAAAGUGUGGCGCUUGGACCUGGUCAUGGUGAUUUUAUUCAAAGGUAUUCCCCUCGAAAGUACUGACGGCGAGAGGCUGGUGAAAUCGCCGCAGUGCUCAAACCCAGGCUUGUGCGUGCAGCCGCAUCACAUAGGAGUUUCCGUUAAGGAGCUGGACCUCUACUUGGCCUACUUCGUCCAUGCGGAAGCUACGCAGUCCGAAAGUCCAAACCAGCCCAGUGAAGGGGACGUCAAGGACCAGCCAGAAAAUGGACAUCUGGGCUUCCAGGACAGUUUCGUCACGUCAGGCGUCUUCACUGUCUCCGAACUUGUCCGAGUCUCGCAGACCCCGAUUGCAGCAGGGACAGGACCCAACUUCUCACUGGCGGAUUUGGAUAGCUCCUCUUACUACAGUAUGAGCCCCGGGGCGAUGAGACGGCCCUUACCCAGCACCUCUUCUAGCAGUUCUGCAAAGCGAAUCAAGUGCAUGGAGGAGGAGGUGGACAGUCCAGGUGAGGAGUCUUACUACCCUGGUCAGGGGCGAUCCCCAGGCAGCGGAAGCCAAGCCAGCAGCUGGCAUGAAGUCGAGCCAGCUGGAUAUAAACUGCGCGGCUCGCUAGCUAGUUCGUUCAUCUCAAGACAAGCAGCCUGGCAAAUCCAAAGGAAUUUUAACCUACAAGGAAUGCCGUCGCCCACCACAUUAAAGAAGUCAGAGAAGUCUGGUUUCAGCAGCCCCGUGCCUCCGCAGACCUCCUCCUCCCCCCGAACGGCAUUCACACACCAUCAUCGUGCAGUCAUUACAGGACCCAGAGCGAGUCCUCACGCCACACCGUCAAGUCUUCAUUUCCCGACGUCUCCAAUCAUCCAACAGCCUGGUUCCUACUUCUCCCACCCUGCUAUCCGCUACCAUCCCCAGGAGACUCUAAAGGAGUUUGUCCAACUUGUCUGCCCAGACAGUGGUCAGCAAGCUGGACAGGUGGGCUUCCUGAACCCUAACGGCAGCAGUCAAGGGAAAGUUCACAACCCGUUCUUGCCCACACCCAUGUUGCCCCCACCGCCGCCCCCGCCAAUGGCGCGACCUGUGCCACUGCCCGUGCCAGACUCAAAACCACCCUCCACUACAGCCGAGGGAGGUGGCACCUCACCCACCUCGCCAACUUACUCCACACCGAGCACGUCCCCAGCCCAGCGCUUUGUCAGUGUGGGCCCCAGAGACCCCAGCUUUGUAAAUAUCCCUCAGCAGCCACAGUGGUACCUGGGCUAAGGACUCCAGAUCCAGACCGGCCUCUCCCGAGCUCAAAUGCCCCUCCCUGCCUCCCCUGAGUGUGACCUUCAAACGUCCCCACCGGUGUGACACGCCAGGUUCUGCUCGCCGCCCUCAACGCCCAACGGCCCCGCAGCAUGGCUACAGCAGAACCCAGAACAAAUCCGAACCAAACCGACUCGACAUGCUUACAACGAAACUCUAAUCACUAUCUGUAUAUCCCAUAUAUAUUCCGCCAGAUGUAUGGUUUCUACUCCUAUAUUCAUAUCUAGUAACUGUCCAGCUUUUCUCUCUUCAGGAGAAAAUGGGCUUGAAUCCGCUUCCCUCGGAAACUUGCAUGGAAUUAUUUUUUUUUGUUGUUGUUCGACCAGAUAUGGAAAACGUGGAAAAUGUGACACAAUCAAAGAGCUUCCUUCAGUCCAUGACUGUAACCCGGUCUCACCGAGUCUCUCGAUCAAUAAUUCCAGAAUUCAGUUUUUCACAUCUCGGCUACGUGAUCCGAUCACGACGGACCGGCGCUCCCUGUGCUCCUUCCCUCAAUUCCUUCCCUCCCUACCGCCCCCCUGUGUUCGGCAGGAUCUGGCGUUAUUUUCGGGGUUUUCUGCUUGUGGACUUCUUGCAGAGGUUUUACUUGGAUCUGAUAUUCCACCAGCUAAAACCUCUCUCUUGACUCUGACCAGAACUGUUCAUCCAUAUCUUCACCGCCGAGACCUUCAGCGCCAUGCCCACGGCCCGACGGACUUCAUGUGUCGGGGAAAAAAAUGGCAGAAGAAAUUCCCCUUGGUUUGUGUCUUGGGGCAGGACGUGAGAAGAAGUUCGAUACGAGCUCAGAAGGCUGUAAAGUGAAGAAUUAAUAUGGGAGAUUUUUUUUGGGUUGUUUUUCUUUUUUUUAAGGAAAUCGUCUCUUGGGAAUCGCGUUCCUUUUCAAGUCAUUUCAGUGUUUUUUUUUUUUAUUCACCCCAUGUCGAGGUCUGCGAUUAGAGAGAACGGGCGGACAGAAAGGGUGAGCUUCCGUUCCUUACGAAGGCGAAAUCAGAGGUAAAUGGAAUUUUAAAUUGAGGAAAGUGCAAUUUUUUCGGGGGGAAAAAAAAACAAUGCUGUCCGAUUGUUAAAUAUCUUUUGUAAGAUAGAGCGUUGCAGCAGAUGUUCGAAAAGUAUAUAUAAUCGCUAUAUAUUUUCUUCCUUAGUCCAUUUACACCUCUGGGACUCUAAAAUAUCGGGGUACAAAAUAAAUAGCCUAGUGAGAAAUCGAGGGAGUUCUACGUGCUUAUUAUUAUUAUUAUUAUAACAAUUUGUUUUUCUUUGAUGUUUGUCCUCAUUGUAAAUUUGAUUCGUAUUGUAAAAGAAAUAUCCCUUUAACAAAAUGAAAACAAUCAGUUUUGUAGACGCUUUGUUCCCGCCCCGACGUCGGAACGCCACAGAUGUUGGUUUCUUUUCUUUAUUUUAUUCGGAAAAUUUAUCGAAGGACGUAACAAAACAAAAAUAAAGAGAGAGAGGUAGCUAUUCUUCGUUUCUCCGCAGGCGAAAUCCGUCUCGUGUAAAAUCCGAUCAUAUCAGCGGGAGAGCAAUCGGGUUAGGAUCUGCGCUUUCUCCAUUUCUAAUUCUCUCCAUGUUCUAGAGGGACAAAUCCCAGCAGCACUCUGAAACCUUUUCUAGGUUCAGUAUGCUCUUCAGCGUGCCGACUUUUCAUUUUUUAUUAUUUUUGUUGAAAGCGUUAUGAAAUGGGACGAAAUGUGACGAUCAGAGAGAAACACCGCCUUGAGUCACAGAGCGAAGCAUUUUCACGAAUCCGUUCGCUUCGCAUGUGAUUUGAACCCUUUCUUUAUUUGACUUGAUUUUCUUUCAGGUACAUUACACACACACACACACACACACACAUAUACAUAUAUAAUAAAUACCUACACCUCAUUGGCUGUCGACCGAAUCUCAGAAAAAUGAGAAUAAAAAUUUUAAAAGAAAAAAAAAAAAUUUCUGCAUGCUCUAGUGUUAGUCAUUUGUUUUUGUUUUUUUUACAUAGAUUAUGUAGAUUUAAAAAAAAAAUUAAAGUAGUGUGAAUAAAGACACGAUAUUGUAUUAUCCCAACUCCAGGCACUUGCCAAAUCGAGUAUUUAGUUUGGCCCGUUAAACCUAGGGGUUUUUGGUUGUUUUUUUUAAUCGCUCUCCCCACAAUCAACUGGCUUCCCAUCCGUUCUCUAUAAACCGUCCCUCCUUAAUUUGUCAAAUAAAAAACAAAACAAUCAUGCAUUUCUUUUUUUUUCUCCUUGCAAGAGCAGUUUUGCUCUUUAAUCUCUUUAAACAGUCGUUCCUCAUCGAUGUGCCUUGAGUGAUGGUCUGAUCCCGAGUUGACUGGCGAGCUGCAGUUCUUUUCUUUUCUUUUCUUUUCUUUUCUUUUCUUUUCUUUUCUUUUCUUUUCUUUUCUUUUCUGUUCUGUUCUGUUCUGUUCUUUGUUUUCAGCUUCCUGCAACGAUGCAGCGGACGAUUGAAAUAUGCGCAAAGAAGCGCAGGCCUUGUGGAGUCUUGUGUUUGAGUCACGCGUACGCCCUCGUUAGUCGUGUAGUCGAUGGGAAAUCUUUAUCAGUGUAACUCAUAGCCCCCCAGGCCCCCAGCCCCCCCCUUCUUUACGUAGUCUAAUGAUAUUUAUGGAUGUUGCUGCAAUUAUUUCUAAAUGAAAAUGACCUUUUUUGAAAUUUUUUAUAUUAUUAUUUUAAUCUUUCUGCUUUUGUUCCCAGAACAGUAAAAAAAAAUAAUAAGGAGAAAUAAAAGAGACAUGAAUGAAUUGAUUAAUUAGUAAUAUGCAAUGUUUGUUUGCACUCAUUUUGUUUUUUUAAUAAUUUUUUUUUUUUUUUUUACCCCAACAUUAGUGUUGCACUUGACUGGCUGGUCGGCUUGUUUGUUUAAUCUCCACACCACAUCGGUCGCGUUUGAGUUCGUCAUUACUUCAUCGCUUGAUCCAAAAUGACCAAAUUUAGGCUUCUUCUUCCUUUUCCUGCGGGUCACGAGGGACAGAAAAAAAAACUCCAUAUAUAAUGUACAUGCAUUUGAGAAAAAAAUAUGGCCAUUCAGUGUAUAUAUCGAUCAUCCAUAAUAACCUGUUUUCUG
Messenger RNA from Silurus meridionalis, 5786 nucleotides. It is a transcript of the gene nfia, whose product is annotated as nuclear factor I/A. Gene Ontology annotation, biological process: regulation of transcription by RNA polymerase II. The coding region runs from base 1074 to 2687 and encodes 537 amino acids. Lineage: Eukaryota; Metazoa; Chordata; Actinopteri; Siluriformes; Siluridae. Gene Ontology annotation, molecular function: RNA polymerase II cis-regulatory region sequence-specific DNA binding; DNA-binding transcription factor activity, RNA polymerase II-specific. Gene Ontology annotation, cellular component: nucleus. The transcript is spliced from 13 exons. The record is from RefSeq and is a predicted model, not a curated record.